Molecule: messenger RNA, 762 nt
Organism: Perkinsus marinus ATCC 50983
Lineage: Eukaryota; Perkinsozoa; Perkinsida; Perkinsidae
Exons: 7
Source: RefSeq, a predicted model, not a curated record
AUGCCCUCAUUGGCCCAUCGUUUGGCGGAGUACAUCCUUUCUACUUGUCUCAACCCUCAUACAGCUCCUGCUGUGUUAUUACGCUGUAGCUAUUAUACUGACAACAACGCUGAUGCGAAGGCUCUCGCUGAAGCUGCUGAGGCUUUACUACUCGAUAAGUUCGACGAAUGUAUUCAGCCGAGGCUGGGGAACCCCUUGAGGGUAUAUGAGCUGUCACAGCUCCCAAUGGCGAUGAUAGGAAGGAUACUAACGUCGGAUAAGUUGGGUCUGGGGGCCUCUUCGGGAGAUGAAGAACUGGUCUUGAGGACAUGUACGAACGUAUUGAGGCAGAGGAUGGAUAGAAGGCAUAUCAGGGUGGGUAUGGAGAUGGUGAAGCCAUUGAGUGGCGCUGUCGAGGUUAAGUUGAGGGUGAUGGAAGGGAUAGCUAGCGGGUCGGAGUGUGUGAGGGGGGAUCCUGUACCGAGAAUAGUAGAGGGAAUAGUACCUUUAUUGGACGAGGCGCCUUUGGGGGAGGUGUGGGCUGAAGUGGAGUGGAAGCUCUCAUCAGGAGAGGUCAUUGUGGAUGAGCUCUCGAAAGAGGUCUUCCAGAAGCCACAGCAAGAGGAGGAUGAGGAAGAGGAGGAUGAUGGAAAGGAGGUGUCUCUGCCCAGUGGCGCGGUGGUGAGGGUCACACUACGGUCUGAGGAGCCCGUCCAGGAGCCGGAAAAGGAUUCUGGGGAGAGUGGUGGUGAUGAAGAUGUAGCUGUGGAAGAGGAAGGGGAG